AUGCGUAUUCGGGCAUCCUCCGGGGCGGGGGGGGUGGGCCAACCCGAACCUCGCCUCUCUAGAGAACUGGAGCCCUUGAAGCGCGCCAUCCUCGAAGCCAAAACCGAUGCGGAGUUGAUCGCCGCGUUGAAGCUGGUGAAGGGGGAGGACGAAUGGGAGGAGCAGCCAGACCUCUACGACUGGUGCGAUGUGCUGGACCGAAUGGACGAGACGCUCGAGACGAACAUGCUCCGCCACCCGUCACUGCUGCUCAUCCAGCCCGCCGACCACCAGCAACAGAAGAAGCUCCCCGCCGCUGGUGCUGGUGGGGGCGGGGAUGCUGGCGGUGACGGUAGCGAGGACACAGCGGUGGCGGCAGCGGCGGCGGGCGAGGUGGUGCUCUGCUGCCUGAACUUUCUGGCGGUGUUGAUGAGAAGUUGCGUCAACAAGCACGUCUUCAGCUCGGCCGAGCACCUGCGCUCGCUGCUAGCUGCUGGGGAUGACGCGGUGGCGGAGAGCGCGUUGCGAUGUCUCAUGCUGCUCACGGUGCCGCCGCUGCUUCACCGGCAUCAACAGCCGGAACUCCACAGCAUGUGCUCCAUCCACAAGGAUAAGGCGGUGUCAGCGGAGCUCAUGACCCUAUCCGGCGGGUGGGGUGGGCGGGGUCAGGGGUUGGGCCUGCUGGCUUGCGUUACGGGGAGAGUUGAGGGCGAGGCCAAGGGCACGGACGAGGCUGCUGCUGCUGCUGAAGAUGACGCUGACGGUGCUGAUGACGGGUCUUCUCCCUCCGGAAGCGGGCAGGGGGGGGAGGCAGGGGGGAGGGAAAAAGAGGAGGAGAGCAACCGCGCACCGUCGCCCGGGGGGUACACGCGUUUCAGGACGAUAUUUGUGAGGCCCUCAUGGCGUACAUGA
Messenger RNA from Ectocarpus siliculosus, 891 nucleotides. NCBI's taxonomy places the organism in Eukaryota, Phaeophyceae, Ectocarpales, Ectocarpaceae. The record is from the annotation of a GenBank genome assembly.